AUGAAUGACCUUGCGUUCACAGCUUUUAGCGACCUGCCUCAGAUCCCCGUCUCUGGCCAACUGACCUCGGACGAAUUCGACUUCGCCUUCUCCCCCGAUCUCUUGUCCGGCGACGACAUCUUGGUGGCCUCCCCGCGCUUCUUCCGCGACCCCGCCACGCCCGAGCCCGGACACGCCGCUGACCUGACGAGGCCCGCCCGCAUGGAACGCCAUCUGUCGAGCCUCGAGAAAUCCGUCGCCGGCAGCCACUCAUACCCGGUGAUGGGGGAAGAUAUGCACGGCACCCUCUACCUGCCCAUCCAGAACGCCACGCCAUUGCAGCCACCACCGCCGUCGUUGCAUGCCACACGAUACGCCUCGCCGUCCGGCUCGCAAGGCGGCGAUAUGUCCGCCACGGGCUCGCUGAUGAGCGACCAGCCCUGGAUGGUAUUCUCCAACCAGUUCCCCAGCACCACGCCAUCGCCCAUGGUCGACAACUUCCAGUUCUCCCACAUCUUCAGCCCGGCCUCCUUCUCGCCGACGGCCGCGGGCUCAUACUGCGCCAGCGAAUGCUCCGUGAACCCAAACGACCUGCAGCACGUCCAGCAGAUACACACGCCUCCUCCAGAGAAAGACUUUGGCGCCGUUUGUUUUGGCCACCCGGCCCACUUUGACCCUCAGCCGUCUGAGCAGUGGCCAGCGUUUGCAGAUCCCAACUCGCUGCUGGCAUAUGAUAACGUCCCGUUUGACCCCGACCCGGCCAUCGACCCGCUCCUCGCCGAGCACCAGCACGACCAAUACAAGCCGGAAGAAGUCGAAGUCGAACCGCCCAGGAAGCGAGUCAAACAUGAGCGAUAUACCCCUGAGGAGGAGGACUUCGACUCCGUGCUGCAGGUGGAGACACCGCCGGGCUCUCCCAAAAAGAAGAGCGGCAGCAAGUUGAUGAUGAACACGAACAAGACCCGGCCGGCAUUCAGCAAGCCGGCCAAGAAACAGUCGACCACCAAGGCCACCACCACCACCUCCUCCUCCUCUUCCUCCUCACCGUCGUCUUCGGCAUCUCGCAAGAAGACCACGCAGCGGCAGUUCCCGUGCGUGUUCGCGCCGUACGGCUGCAACCUGGUAUUCGUGUCGAAGAACGAGUGGAAGCGGCAUGUCAUGAGCCAGCACCUGCAGCUGGGCUUCUUCCGCUGCGACGUCGGCAAGUGCAAUAUCAACAACGCCGCCGACCCCUCGCCGUCGUCAUCGGCAUCGUCGUCGUUGCCCUCGCCGGGCCACCUCGCCGGCAAUAGCAGCACGACGCCCUUCAACCCCACGCUGCGCACGCCCAACGACUUCAACCGCAAGGACCUCUUCACACAGCACCAGCGACGCAUGCACACACCGUGGCGCGUACCCAGCUCUCCACCGCACAGCAGCAACGCGCCCAGCAAGGACGCGCGGGCGGCGUUCGAGGCGUCGCUGGAGGCGGUGCGCACGCGGUGCUGGAUCGAGCAGCGACAGCCGCCGCAGUUCAGCCGGUGCACGUACUGCAGCGCGGAGUUCCGCGGGGCCGGGUGCUGGGAGGCGCGCAUGGAGCACGUCGGCAAGCACUGCGAGAACGGCGACGAGGAGGAAGUCGGCGUGCUGGAUGUCGGUCUGCGCGACUGGGCGGUGCGUGAGGGUGUUGUGCGGGAGCCGCCGUCGAGCUUCAUCUUGUUACUUUCCCUACCUCAUUUGAAGCUCCGGAUGCAGGCAGUCACAUGCAGUGCUAUACUACCCGCGGGAAGAGCAUAUAUCACCUGCCCCGUAAGACGUGGCUAG
Molecule: messenger RNA, 1782 nt
Organism: Ophidiomyces ophidiicola
Lineage: Eukaryota; Fungi; Ascomycota; Eurotiomycetes; Onygenales; Onygenaceae
Exons: 2
Coding region: 1-1782 (593 amino acids)
Molecular function (GO): DNA-binding transcription factor activity
Source: RefSeq, a predicted model, not a curated record